GAGGAGGGGAAAAGAAGGCGGAGCGCCGGCCGAGGAGCAGCCCCAGGAGAAGCAGACCCCGCUGAGCGGGAUUGAGGCGCAGAGAAGGAGCCGCUUCCAGCACUGGGGCUGCGGGCCAUGAACCUGGUGGCGGAGAGGCCCGAGCAGAAGCGGAGGCCCCCCGAAUGCUGUUUGCUGGAGCCCGAGCCGAAACGGCUAUGUAGAAGUUCAGAGACAGUUAUCUGCACUUCCCACCCACCAAGCAAGUGUGCUGAAGAUUACGACAGUAUGGAGCUGGAUCUGAAGCAGAACAAUCCUACGGAAUUUUUCAACCCUCAGAAGAUGAAAGAAAAGCCAACUUUAUUGAUAUUUCCGAAUAAUGAAACCAGAACUCCUGUUCAACCCUGUCCAAGAUGUAUUGCUGGAGAACCUGGUCACUUCAGCCACAUUAUGAAUUUAUAGAAGAUCAGAGACCAUUGAUGCA
Messenger RNA from Anolis sagrei ordinatus, 463 nucleotides. RefSeq names its product chromosome 3 C10orf143 homolog (gene C3H10orf143). The record is from RefSeq and is a predicted model, not a curated record. Lineage: Eukaryota; Metazoa; Chordata; Lepidosauria; Squamata; Anolidae.